UCUGCCAGACUAUUAUUGAUUAUGAUUAGAGAAAUCGAGUAAAUUAAUGUGAAUUCUAGUAACACUUACACAAGUUUUGGAAGAUACGUAUUCUGGCAGGACGUAUUUCUUUGUUUCUGGGAUAUCAUCUAAUAAAUUGCCACAAUGACAAUGGGCGAUGAACUGCCUGUCACUUCAUUGGUUUUACCAGUUCUCAUACGUCCUGUGUUGACUCAAUUAGAGAAGUAUGAUUUAGGGGCAUCACAAACCCUUCGAGCAGCACUUACAAAGGCAGAAUCUGCUGUGCCAGGACUGAACUAUGAUUUGGUUGCUGGUAUUAUGCGGCGUGCUGACAUUCCGGUCAACAUGAAUGAAAGUCUGCUUCGUCUCCAAGGAACUUUGACUGAUGCUGAAUGUGCUGAUCUAAGGUUGAACAGGUCUGAAGAAGCAUUCCAAGAACUUAAUAAAAAGUCUGCUGCACUGAAGAAGAUACUGAGCCGCAUUCCGGAUGAAAUCACUGACAGAAAAACUUUCCUUGAAACUAUUAAAGAAAUAGCUUCAGCAAUAAAGAAGUUACUGGAUGCCGUUAAUGAAGUGUCUACCUACACGCCAGGACCAGGCAAACAGGUGUUGGAGCAAAGGAAAAGGGAAUUUGUUAAAUAUUCAAAGAGGUUUUCAAACACAUUGAAAGAGUAUUUUAAGGAAGGACAAGCAAAUGCAGUGUUUGUGAGCGCGCUAUACUUGAUCCACCAAACUAACCAGAUCCUGUACACUGUGAAGAGCAAGUCCGAAUAAAACAACUAGCUGGGGCAAUGUAUAGGUACCUUAAAAUCAUUCAUUAAUAUGAUUUCAUAUUAUUCUUUAUUAUUAACAAACUGUUAUAUCCAAUUACCAAGUAAAGUUUGCUAUAAAAGAAUACACAUUUUUAAGUA
Pectinophora gossypiella (pink bollworm) is the source of this 911-nucleotide messenger RNA. It is a transcript of the gene Ccm3, whose product is annotated as programmed cell death protein 10. Gene Ontology annotation, biological process: regulation of Golgi organization; positive regulation of MAP kinase activity. The coding region runs from base 145 to 774 and encodes 209 amino acids. Gene Ontology annotation, molecular function: protein kinase binding. Gene Ontology annotation, cellular component: FAR/SIP/STRIPAK complex; Golgi apparatus. The transcript has 5 exons. The record is from RefSeq and is a predicted model, not a curated record. NCBI's taxonomy places the organism in Eukaryota, Metazoa, Arthropoda, Insecta, Lepidoptera, Gelechiidae.